This is a messenger RNA of Bursaphelenchus xylophilus (pine wood nematode), 869 nucleotides long. The record is from the annotation of a GenBank genome assembly. NCBI's taxonomy places the organism in Eukaryota, Metazoa, Nematoda, Chromadorea, Rhabditida, Aphelenchoididae.
AUGGAGAUCAUUAAACAGUAUUGUAAGCGGGAUUGGGAGAAGAUGUUGUGGAAUAGUGGCCGGGAUCUGGACAUCUUUUCCUAUGGGCUAUCAAAUAAAAAAGAGACUGUCUAUAAAAUGUAUGAUUAUACACAAGAAAUUUUUGUAUCCUUCAGAAUUUUCAAGAACCAUUCUCGAAAUGAUAUCAAAGUUCACUUCCUGGACUCAUCAGUUAUGUUUUUCUACCAGGGUCAAACUCAGAUCGAUGAGAUUGUCCUAAUAAAACAUUGCUUUAUCAAAAUCGAGGUGCCUGAUCAUAUCAAAAAAGAGGAUAUUUCUUAUACAACAAACGAAGGAGCGGUCUAUUUAAUCAUUCAUAUACCUUUUGGUACGUUAUUAGCACUUAAUCGAUUUUUUGGAUCCAUGCGAUUUUAGAUAUAAGUCAUCCUCGAUCGUAUUUUAAAUUUUUUGAUGUCCUUACUUUAGAGAAGCCCAGCCUAUUCGAAAGGAACAGUAGAAUGUCGGAACCCAAACUUUUCAUCGAAGAAAGGGAGGUCGGAUCUCACGGACAGUACCAAAUCGCUGCCGAAAUUGCUGGAAUGACCGUUUUCAUUAACUACGAUCGCUACAAUUACCAUACUUAUCUCCCAUACCAUAACAAAAUCUUUGCUUCCUCUGCACUAUUUACUGAUUGUGAUUUAUUUUACGUGCCUUUGCUUGUCAGUUGUUGUAAAUGGUACUUUGAUAUCAGUCUGAUCCAUGUUUUGGAAAAGGAACCUCUCAAUUUCUAUCGAACGCCUAUGAAUUUGAUAGCCGACAUGUCCCAUAUGCAGAUUCUGGCCUACGGAUUUACAAUGUACAAUGACGUUUUCUCACUUCAAGAUUCCUAA